CCGUUCUUUAUAGUUAUCUCUCUUUCUACAUGACUAUCUAUUGGGGGUGUUACUAAGAUACUUCGCGCACAGACUAAGUAGUAGUGCGCACAAUCGGCAAUGCCCAACGCUCGAUACCCGCUACAGGUAUAUAAGGGCUCGAAGCCUUCCAGAGAGAGGGGACUUCUCCUCUCCCCUCACUUUCCACUUUCCACUAUCUCUCUACACUUUAUCUCUCUAUCUAUUCUCCCAACUCAUUACACACGAUAUACUGACUUGAUCGUCGGAGCUUAAUCCGGGGGGCAUCCCCGACUUUCCACAGGUUCUCUCCCUCCAGACGAGAUCAGACGAAUGGAUGACGAGUCGACCCACACAACAAUCAUCAUUGUUCAUACCUCGAGCUAGAUGGUACAAACAAUUGGCGCCCACCGUGGGGCACGACUUGGCUUUCGUUUGUUUGAUUUCUCAAGGAGGAGAAAUCUAGAGGAGAAGACAGAAACUUUUUAGAAAAAAAGGAAAGAAGGAACUCCGGUCAGCUCACGUUGGCGCCGGACACCGAAAAGGAAAUCAUUUUCCUCCCUACCUACAAGUACACCAGCACCAGCAACAGAGACUCACUUCUCUACUAGGCGAACCCACAAUAGAGAAGAGACGGCAAGAUUGGAGAAGAUGAAACCCACAAUUGCGAAAGGUAUGGUAAAAUGGAGAAGAUGAAACCAAGAGUUGGGAGCAGAAAUUCCAUCCAAAUCUCGACAUUCUCGCUAGCCGCCGACGCUUGCGGUGCCGGAGCUCUGGCCGAAGCAAAAAGAAGUUCUAGAUCGAGAAGUUCUUCUCCUAGGAAGAGAGGUGAGCAAGCUAGCACUUGAUAGCUGUAAAACUGGGAAAAAAUGGUCAGUUCCCGGCAACUUGGCUAGCUGGAGACAUGUUCAGGGUCAGAGCUCCCUUCAAUCGUCAUCACGACCUGCUUCACAAUAAUCAGACUACUUUGCUACAUUUGGUGACCUGCAGUCGAGAAAGAGUGAAAAGACAAGGCAAGUUUCUCUCUUUGUCAGAAGGAAAGGGUGUAUUUCCCAAGACAAGAUUGCACAAGUUGAUGCCGACCUGGAAAUAUUAGAAAAGAAGCUUUGCGGCUAAUCAUUCCCCUGAGAUCUCUCUGAUGCUGCGCUCCCACCCUCUUCGAGCGCUUCACCCUCUCCGCCGCGCCGUAGGUCGUUGAGAGUCUGCUUUUCCCGCCGCGUAAGCAACGGAAAAAGCCCACGCCAAAGAAGAACGAAAUCUUCCGCGAACCGAAAGCUAAAAAUUAUAUGUGUCUCCAUCGCCGAUCCGGACCGCCAGAGAUCUAGAUCAUUAUCCGCCGAAGACCUGGCCACAGCAAACCCGCCUCUUACUCCCGGCCUCUUCGGGACUAACUCAAAUCUCGACCCUUCUUAAUCUACCAAGUAAUUUUUUUACCCACGCGAUCAACUAUAGUUAACCAUCUAGCCCGCUCAACUCCAGAAGAAGAAGAUGGCUUAAUGGUGGCGGAUCCAUUAGGCCCACCACCUGAUGCGGGCUCAACCACCGCUCAACAAGACGCGCAACAUGGGUCGUCGCGUCCUCAAGCCGCUUGACAACCCGCCAUAUUACAUGGGCUCGCUUCUCAUUCACAAGCGCGCAGCAAGAUGGGCCCCCACACAACUCGCUGUCCGCUUCACCUCCAGCCCGCCUGACACUGAACCCGCGACGACGCACUCCACAAUCCCGCAUCACAUGUGCCAGCAAACCCAAACGCGCUACCCAAGUCCUCCAUCUGAUCCGUCUAUCAAGAGUAGCCCGCGAGGCCCAAGUCCUCCAUCUGACCCGUCUAUCAAGACCAGCUCCCGCGUCUUAGCCCACGUCCUACCUCCGGCCCGCCCCACUUCUCGGGUGUGGGGAUUCGAACCUCGGUUCGAGGAUAUGCCUGUAGGCAAAUGGAACCAAUGGACUACACAACAACUAUUGAUCCCAAAGGCGAGGAUAUUUUUUAUAUCAACUUCUUUUCCGCUUCUCACACCAAGUACACGCCACAGGGGCCCACACAAUUCAACUCGCGGCCCGCGCCGCACCCUCCCCCAGCCCGCGUCGCCCCAGAUCAACCGCGCUAGCCUUGCACCAACCAGCUUCCUGCAUAGAUGAAGCCCAAGUCGCGUAUCCAAGUCCGUCCCACUCGCGAACCUCAUUCAACAGACACGGAACUCUUCAAAAAAAAAAUCAUCGCCGCCAGUCCUCAAACCCGCAUCACUCCUCCGCUAGACAAGCAACAUUACCAGCAGGCUACAUACGAGUCUUGUAAUCCUUAGGCGCAACACUCUUAUUUUAACAACUCUUCGCGCCGCUUCGCCAACAUAAAACUAAGCACUAUAU
Molecule: messenger RNA, 2361 nt
Organism: Linum trigynum
Lineage: Eukaryota; Viridiplantae; Streptophyta; Magnoliopsida; Malpighiales; Linaceae
Source: the annotation of a GenBank genome assembly